This is a messenger RNA of Drosophila ficusphila, 1719 nucleotides long. RefSeq lists its product as uncharacterized. Bases 1 to 1719 code for a protein of 572 amino acids. The record is from RefSeq and is a predicted model, not a curated record. The transcript has a single exon. Lineage: Eukaryota; Metazoa; Arthropoda; Insecta; Diptera; Drosophilidae.
AUGCGUCUUGUGUUAUAUUUUAUACUUACCACUUUGGUGGAAACAAAAGGUGUUCCUUUAAAUAAUAUUUUGCUUUCCCUCCAGGAAGAGCUACACUUUAACACGAUUCUUCUCUUGGAAAAUUGGACCCGAAAUGAUCCAUGCUGGGAACACAAAUCUUUUCAGGAAGAGUUUCCCACCAUAAACUUCAACGCAAACCAAAGUGUGUAUCUAAAAGAUACUUUCAAUUCAAAUAUGCUGGUUCUUGUUUGCUUAAAGUCAGAAGAAAGAAGUAUGAUGAGGGCGCUCUACCAUAAUCUCGAUGAUAUGAGAGAUACUCCCACCAUAUUAUUCGUUUCUGCAGAAGUCGACAUCAGUAAUUCAUUUCAGAAACUUCGAUGUGCAAACAUGCUUAAUGUGUUGGCUUUUAAAGGCUCCGACAGGGAGCUGGUCUACAGCUUUCGGGCAUUUCCUAAAUUCCGAGUUAUAGAGCGAAGGUCUGCAGAAGUUGUAAGAUACUUUGAACCGCAACUGGAGGACUUGGGAGGCCAUAUCGUAAGGGCACUCCCCGACAACACAAUGCCCCGAACUAUUGUCUACCGAGGGGCAGACGGAAGCCGUCGGUUGGGCGGAUAUCUGAACAGCUUCAUCCGGAACUACGUGAGCACCAUUAACGCAACCCUCGAGAUUCCCUGGGACCUGGUUUCCGAGAACGGCAUCACCCCUUUGGGUCGGGCGGAGAGGCUCUCGAAGAUGAUGCACGUGGACUUUCCGUUGGGCCUGACCACUUUCGUAGGCAACCAGCCCCUUCCUAUGGAGAUUUCCAGCUGGUUCGCGAUGCUACCCAUGGAACCCCCCCUUCCCCGGUCUCGUUUCUACUUCAAGAGCGGUGCCAACAAUCUGAUACCCUUGAUGUUCCUGCUGGCAACGGUGCUCAGCAAUGCCCAUCGGUUGGAGGCGGGCUUGAGUCCCAGCUGGAGAUGCUAUGAUGUUGGCACCAAGGUGCUGCGGGGAGUCCUGGCACAGCCGUUCAACCUGCCCAGAAGACUCUCCCCCAAGCUGAUGUCGAUGUACCUGCUGCUCUUGAUGACCGGCUACUUCGAGAGCAACUUGUUUAUGGCCUAUCUGGAGACGUGGCUCGUCCAUCCGCCGGCGGACAAACCCAUAACGAGCUGGGACCAAAUGCGCAGAGCGAACCUUAAGAUUCUCGUCAUUCAAGAGGAGUUGAAUUUGCUGACCUACACGAUGGGCAGAGAAUUCAUAGAUGCCCACAGCGAAUCGUUCUGGAUCACAAACUCCACUGAUUUCCAGUGCAAGCGCCUCUCGAUGGACCAGUCGUAUGCCUAUCCAGUCACUUUGACCUUGUGGCCACAUUUGGAGCGGGCCCAGAUCAGACUACGCAGGCCCGUAUUCCGUCGAUCCGAGACGAUCGUCUUCUCGCCAUUCCUGAUUUUGGCUUUGCGCCUGCCAAGGAACUCAGUAUUUUACAAGUCUAUCUAUCGAUACACUUCAUUAACACACGACAGCGGACUGUAUGAGAAUUGGUUCAUACGCAGCUUUUACGAGCUGGUCGCCCUCCGACAAAUCUCUUACAUAACGGAUGAGAACCUUGAGGUCUACUGCGAUCUCAAGUGGAAGGACUUCUACUUUGUGUGGAUUGUAUAUGUGGCGGGAAGUAUCAUAGGUUCCCUGGCGUUCUGCUUGGAGUUGACGUACAUGCGGCAUCUUAGAAAUAAAUGA